UGAGAUGCCGGCAGUUUAUUUGCAUCUGGCUGGGUUGGUUGGUCGUCUUCUCUCUAAACGAUUCAAAGAUGACGGGGUGCUUGUUCAUGUUUGUGUAAACCAUUCUCAACAAUCUCAAUAAAAACCGCUCAAAAGUUCAAUUUCGUCAGCAGAAAACGCAGCUUUAAUUGGCAAUGAACUCUUACCAGAUAUAAAGUCGUCACAACACGUGGGUGGAAUUAGCUUUUUCCUUGGUUAAGUCCUUACCAUAUAUGUUUUUUAACCAUGGCGUUCGCACGGCGUUCUCUGGACAGUUCAUUUGUCUUCAUUUUUUGGCAAUUUUUAUUAUUUUGGGAGUUCUUUCUGAAAAACCGUUUCUCUUUGUCACGAGUAGCAUUAUUACCGCAGUUAUAUCCUGCACACAAAGCAGGCACUGUCUUUCUUCAAAGGCAAUGAAAUCAAAAGAAAAUCACGAAGCGUUGCAGCAGCUCACACGUAAAGCGCCGCUGUCUUGGUUGUCUAUCAUCCAACAUGGCGGACUUCAGGUUUGAAAAAAUAAGCGUGACGUCACACGCAGAAUACUGCAACAGUUUUCCGAUGAUUGCGUUUUUCUACGCUUCAGAAAGUGCUUUUUAUCCAUUUAGAUGUUGCGUGAAACACCGUUUUCUCUCUUGGAGACUUUUUUCUUAAAAAGAAAAAUGCGGACUUGAUAUACUGAAUACUUUCCAGCCUUGGAAAGUUUUACGGUUACAAAUUUUUAGUGCCGAGUCUGGAGACUCUCUCCAUAACCUACUCUCUGAAAAUAGAAAUCCAUUUUGAAAAACUGAACAAGCGAAAUGCAGACUUGGAUAAUCGGGGGGUAUAUGAAAAUAUCUUGCUAGCUCAUUUGAAUCAAGAUAAUUUCUGGAAAAAUAGUCGUCUGUAAUAGACGAGGAGUGCUGUUCUGUGAAAUGAAUUCUGCCAAAAGAAUCAAUCAAGUCUGACAGACCUUGUAUAACCAGAUGCUGUGAAUCCGGUCACCAAGCUUUUAAUAGACACACCUGAUUGGCACCAUGUGUGUUUAUGCCGGUCAGCUCCCAUAAUCACCAUUAAAGUAAUUAGUCAUGGUGCCAGAAUUCUCAGCCAUGUUGUGUAACCUACAAACUGUAUUUAUAAAACCAUCACAGAUGAUACUUUUGCAUUUGGUUGGUUCAUGUUGAGUCAAGAGACUCUUGGAUGUCGAGGAUCGUCUUGAUUUUCUGGUCGUCACCUGACUAAAAUCUCACACAAUCCAAAUGAUCAACAGAAAGGCUUUCUUCCAUAUACACUGCAUGGUUUCACAUAUUUCGCCUCAAGGGCGUGGGUGUGGUAUUGUGUAGAACUUUAUCUCGAGGUGCUCAGUGGUGGAAAAUAAAUCUCUGAAGAGUUCUCUCGUGACAAAUCUAGUUAUUCCUGUGGUACCAUUUUCUGUGAGGUGACGUUGGGUGAACAUUUGGAAGGAGUCUCCAGUGUCGGGAAGUGGUUUCUGGCUUUUGAACUGGACGCAGCUCCCCCCACCCACCCUCCUUCAAGCUCAUGGGGCAUCAAUACAACACUAGGAAUCUAAGAAGUGGAGUCAGAUAUACAGUAAUUUAAGAGUAGGAAUUUGUUGAACCAUGGAAUCCAGGACUGCAGUUAAUUCCCUGAGAAGAUUAUUGUUAUUGUGUCCUACAUACUUUUCCAGUUCUCGCUCUCUCAAUCCCCGCUUGAAGACGUUCAAACAUUGAGUCAUUCGCAAAAAAAUUUUGCAUUUGAAGCAUGCAAACAUGUUCUCCCCUGCUGGCCAAAAGACCCGAAGGGGGAUUACGUCGUGGCGAUUUCAGUCCGUCCUGGGAAGGGUGCUCACCUUCUGAAAUCAACUCCUCUCACAAUUUUUGGAGGAAUUUCACAAAACUUGACAGGGUUCUUUGUUAUAUGUCGGAAAUACGCAUAUUGUAGUUUUCUUAAAUUCGGUCGCAUUUUACCGGAGCUCCAGCCCUUGAUAUAACAAAAUUAUAGUUUGACAGUUUCAUGAGUGUGUUUUCCUUCUGAAAUCAGCUCACAAUUUGUGGAGGAAUUUCACCAAACUUGGCGAAAGGCAUUGUUAUAUGUCGAUAUGUGGUGAUCAAAAGUGAAUACGUUGGAUCAGAAUAGGAUAGUCGCCCCAUCUGUCGGUCCUUCCUUCCAUCCCAUUGGAAGAAAUAUUCCCACUGGACGGAAAGAGAGGUCAACCUCUCCUUGUUUGUAAUUUUUUUUCACCCCCUUCCUCGUGACCAUGGGUGGAGCAGUGAGUGCCGGCGAGGACAACGACGAUCUGAUCGACAAUCUGAAGGAAGCACAGUACAUCCGCACAGACAAGGUGGAGCAGGUGUUCAGGGCGAUAGAUCGCGGGGAUUACUAUUUAGAUGGAUACAGAGAAAACGCCUAUAAAGACUUGGCCUGGAAGCACGGCAACAUCCAUCUUUCAGCCCCGUGCAUCUAUUCUGAGGUUAUGGAGGCACUGAAUCUGCAGCAAGGACUGUCCUUCCUCAAUCUGGGCAGCGGGACAGGAUACCUGAGCACAAUGGUGGGCCUGAUCAUCGGUCCGUUUGGAGUCAAUCAUGGCGUGGAGCUCCACAAGGAUGUGGUGGAAUAUGCAAAAGAGAAACUGGACGAGUUCGUUAAAAACAGUGACAGCUUUGACAAAUUUGAGUUCUGUGAGCCCCAUUUCGUGGUGGGAAACUGUUUAGAGAUCUCGUCAGACAGCCAUCAGUACGAUCGCAUCUACUGUGGAGCCGCAGUUCAGAAAGACCACGAGAACUACAUGAAGGUCAUGUUGAAAGUCGGAGGCAUUCUGGUCAUGCCCAUUGACGAUCAGUUGACUCAGAUCAUCAGAACCGGUCAGAGCUCUUGGGAGAGCAAGAAUAUCUUGGCCGUGUCCUUUGCGCCUCUUGUCCAGCAAAACCGAAGUAAAGGCAGCAAACCGGACAGCGUGAUCUUGCCUCCGCUGUCAGUGCGGAGUCUGCAGGACCUGGCGCGCAUCUACAUCCGUCGCACGCUGCGCAACCUCACCAACGACGAAAACCCAUCCAAGGGGACAGGGCCACACGUGCCACAAAAGCGCAAACGCAGGCGCUGCCGCCGCACCCGACACCACCGCGUCAACACCUACGUGUUUGUCGGCAACCAGCUGAUCCCACAACCCAUUGAGAGCGAGGAGGACGAGAGGAUCGAUGACGAGGACAGCAAAGAGGAAGAGCAGGACAAGGAUGUGGAGAAAGACAAACCUGAGCAACCUCAGGUCAACUUGCUAAGAGACAAGGUCCUGAGCUUGCCUCUGCCCGAGUCGCUCAAGGCUUAUCUGCUGUAUUACAGAGAGAAAUAAGGAAAAGUGUUGACGUUCUGCAUCCGAUCAAGCAAUGUUUUUGUAUUAAGGAAUCUCUCACUCUCUCUGACUUUUGAUAAUGUAGCAUAAUUUAAUUUUGUUUCAAGAUUUCAAGGCAAAUUUUAAACCUUUAUGGUUGUGCUUUACUGAAUGCUGUUCAAAUGAUUUCUCGUUCUGGUUCUGAAAUCUUUUGAACAUUUGAGGACCUAACCGGACUCACCAAAACAUUUUUUGAGGUUUCUAGAUCUCUCUAGUAGUUUGUACUCGGCGUUUGCUAUGAUCUCAUUCAUAUUCCAACAGAAAUCUUUAUAUUAAUUUGUCUCCAGAGCCAGGCCUUGAUCAGUUUUAACUGGCACUUGAUCUGUUUCUAGUUUGUCGAGGAUAAACAUUUGCCGUUUGUAAAUCCACGACAGGCUGUUUCUACACUUUUACAUUUUAGUUAACGGUGUGGGUUUCUCAGCGUGUAUCUAUUUGAUAAUCUUAUUGGGAUGCACAGCAAAAUGUGCUUGCAUGUUUGAAUGCAUUUUUUUCUUUUUUCCCCCCUUUCCCUCAGAAGGUGACCCUAAGAGGUACAACAUGAAGCGGGCUUCAUUGGUUAUAAUUUAAAGUUCUUUGGUCCAGUUGUACAUUAAUCAAAGCUUAGUCUUUGGUUACAUUGCACUAUUGGUAGAGAUAGUCUAUCGAUGAAUCAUUUUACUCAAUGACAUUACCUGAUUUGUGUCCAAAAAACCCUUCUCUAACCCAGUGUUGCGACAGUUUUAUUUUAUUCCCCCCCCCUCCCCUGAGGCUUGACAACACUUCCAUCAUGUUUGCAAGAUAAAGUCUAGUCAUGAUUUGCUGUGUCGUGUGUCAUUGUCCACCCACGACACGUUUUUCAUUGAUUGUUUCAUUUGUAAUAUAUGAACUAAAUACAGUAUUAACUUAAUGGUAGAUGCUAAGAAGUGUCAUGUUGAGGAAAUUAAGCUUCGAGGUCCUUUUUUAAAAGAUUCUGUGAGAAUUCCAUAUUUUGUGUAUCUGGAAAACACUUUCAGUUUGUAGUUGCUGGGUUUACAGUUGCUCGUAUUCUUUUGUAAAUGAGAAAAUAGACUUUUGCAACACAGGGAAAAAGAUCAUGUACUAAGACAAGUGGAAAAAAGACUAGGACUCGAUUCAUAAAGAGGAGACAGAUUUUGUCCCUUAUGUUGUAUUCUUCUUAGGAUUGUGCUUCACAAUCUUCAUUUCAGUGUCUUUCUAUUUAUCUUUCUAGCACAAAACCACAACUAUAUUCAUACAAGUUGAGGUAUAUAUUAAAGCAUUAUUCAAGUUUUUUCAGACUGGGCCAAUGUGGGACUUUUCCCAAUGGAUAUUUUACACAGUCAGGAUUUAAGUCUAUUAUCUGCUGGAUAUAUGUACAGUAUAAAACUAUAUGGGGUGUGAAUUCUUUAAUAAAUUCUAACCUUUGUGAA
This is a messenger RNA of Neoarius graeffei (lesser salmon catfish), 4785 nucleotides long. It is a transcript of the gene pcmtd1, whose product is annotated as protein-L-isoaspartate (D-aspartate) O-methyltransferase domain containing 1. Lineage: Eukaryota; Metazoa; Chordata; Actinopteri; Siluriformes; Ariidae. Bases 2252 to 3340 code for a protein of 362 amino acids. Gene Ontology annotation, molecular function: protein-L-isoaspartate (D-aspartate) O-methyltransferase activity. Gene Ontology annotation, cellular component: cytoplasm. The transcript is spliced from 6 exons. The record is from RefSeq and is a predicted model, not a curated record. Gene Ontology annotation, biological process: protein modification process.